Molecule: messenger RNA, 5274 nt
Organism: Planococcus citri (citrus mealybug)
Lineage: Eukaryota; Metazoa; Arthropoda; Insecta; Hemiptera; Pseudococcidae
Product: tropomodulin-like
Exons: 10
Coding region: 739-1977 (412 amino acids)
Biological process (GO): myofibril assembly; pointed-end actin filament capping; actin filament organization
Cellular component (GO): myofibril; cytoskeleton
Molecular function (GO): tropomyosin binding
Source: RefSeq, a predicted model, not a curated record
UUAAUAUGCGAGAUCUCGCCGCGAACGAAAUAAAAAUAGUAUGUAUAGUAAAUUUGUUGGAGCAUUCUACGGAUCUGGUCUUAACUAGUGUUAAAGUUUAGAGUCGAGCUCGUAGGGAGAAUUGACGCCCGCUCUACUCCGCCAGUCUUGAAAUUCGGAUUCGUCGCGUCGCCGUCGCUCGCUCGCUCGCUUUGUAAAACAUACUCCUAUUUGCAUUUGCAUUCGCCAUCGUUUUUUAUUUUAUAAACAGGCGGCUUUUUACCAGAUGGCGGUACUAAAAUACUCAUAUGUUUGCCAUGCAUCUCGUCCACAACAGCAACAACAACUAAAAUAAUAAUAAUAAAAGAGGGAAAAAUUUCCAAACUUUUUUUUACCGUUUCUUGCCCGAGUUCGUCGUGUUAUUUUCAUUGUAAAUUCAUCGUCGAAUAGUCGUCAUGGACGAGCAAAUCGAAUGAAAAUCAUCAUGCGCGAUUCGAAUCGCGAAUUUUCUUUUUUGUGUCUAUACUUUGCUGUUGUUUUGUUUUUUUUUCGUUUUUUGUUUUUAUUAAAUUGUGCGCGUUGAUGGUGUCGCUUUACUUCGAUUUUGUGUUUUCUUUAUUUAAAUACCCACGAUUCCCUUGUCGUCUAAUUUCUCGUUGUUGUGUUCACUGGAUGCGAGCUUAAUGUUAUUUGCGAGUACUCGAUAAUCGAACGCCUAUUUACUUACUACACCUUAGCUGGAGUGCAGAAAUCGCCAAAAUGAGCACCGUUGAAGAAGUGUACGAAGGUGAAAUCACCAGAACAGUCACCAGAAGGACUAGUUUCAAAAUAAAAGAGACAUCAUCCAAGAAAACUACCACUACGAUGACAACGCCGGCCAAAUUAGUCAGCACGAAUUCGACCGAUAUCAAAAAAUACGAAGACAUGGACGUGGAUCAGCUACUAGCCCAGCUGUCUCCCGAAGAAAUUCAAAUCCUAGCUAAAGAAGUCGACCCCGAUGAUAGUUUAUUACCUCCUUCGCAAAGAUGCAGCUACGAAUGUUCCAAAGAACCAACCGGACCUGUGAAUAGGAAGAAAUUAAUCGAACACAUAAACAAACAAGCGUUAGAAUCGCCAGACAGACCCGAAGCGAAACCUUACGUAGCCGGUACCGUAAGAGGCAAAAAGUGGGUGCCUCCUCAAAAUGCUAAUCAAAAAGGAGAAAAUGAAAAAAUUGCAAUUGAUCUCGACGACGAAUACGAAGUUGCUUUGAAUAAUGCGUCGCAAGAGGAAAUUAUUGACCUUGCUGCAAUAUUAGGAUUCCAUUCGAUGAUGAAUCAAGACCAGUAUCACGCUUCGUUAUUAAAUAAAGGUCAGCCAGUCGGCUUGGGCUGGGAUGGUAUUACGAAAGCCACGCAGCCAAAAGCUUUCCCGCCGGAACCGCCCAAUAAUACCGAUCCUGACGAAUCGAUAAGACGAGUAAAAGAUGACGAUCAUCAGCUAACUGAUUUAAAUUGGAAUAAUAUAAAAAAUAUUUCGGACGAAAAGUUCGAACAGUUAUUUGCCGCUUUGCCUGGUAAUACGCAUUUAGAAACGUUAAGCCUCAGCAAUACCGGCCUGACGGACCGAACAGCCACCAAAUUGGCCGAUGCUCUAGAGAAAAAUAAUACGCUAAAAGUUGUAAACGUCGAAACAAAUUUUAUCAGCCCUGUUAUAAUCGUUCGUUUGUUCAAAGCAUUGCUCAAACAGAAAGUUAUCGAAGAAUUCAGAGCGUCUAAUCAGAGAUCGCAAGUGCUGGGUAAUAAAAUUGAAAUGGAAAUCACGAAAUUGGUGGAGCAAAAUCCGACGAUACUAAGGUUGGGUUUACAUUUGGAAUACAAUGACGCGCGACACCGAAUCUCAGCCCACCUGCAACGUAAUCUCGAUAGAAUAAGGAAAGACGUACCAUUACGGAGUAGAUUCAGAUUUUUCAAAAUGGUUCCACCGGUUAAAAAAAUUUUCGGAAAAAAAUUUACCUAGAUCCUAUCGCCUUUCGCCUUCGUUACAUAAUUACGUAGGUCGUUCGCGUCGUAUGGGUCAUUUUGCGCGACAGUUCACUGGCGGUUGGGUUAUUCGUCAUCAUUUUGCCAAAUAGUUAACGGAUUUUUAUGCACCAGCGAGUAUUUUUUAGCCAUACUAUCGCAUAAGACAUUAUAAUGUUUAAUGUAUUACCUAUGAGACAAGCGUCAAACGUUUUCUGUAUACCUAUACGGUUUUUUUUUUUCUUCUUUUUUUCCAAGUAGAGUCUGUUAUUAGAGCAGGAAAAUAACGUAAAAAAGCUAGGGCGAAAAGGAAAAAAUUGGCACAUAAAUUUUUUCUUCGGGAAUGUGUUCAGAUGGACCCCCUGAACUACCAAAAAACCCCGAACCUCCUACCCCUGGAGCUAAUUUUUUUAGGGGGCUAAAACCGGUUGCGAUUCACGUUUUUUGCGUUUUACUCCGUAGAUAUUAGGUUUAAGUGAAAAACUACCAUGACAAAAAAUGUUCCCCUUCAAAUUCUCGAUAAUUUGAUACUACUGUCGAUACCCAUCCCUCAAGGGGGGUGCCUAAAAAAAGGGGUGGAAGAGUAGGUGUUUCAAAAAUCGUCAGUCCAAUAAAUUGAUCAAAGUUACCACUUAAUAUCAUUCGUUUUCGCUCAAUUUUUUUUUACAAGGUCUGAUCACCCAACUAAUAAUCAAACUGCCAUUGGUUUGUCUUCAACCCACCCCGGGGGCUCGUGGGGGUUGCUUGAUUUUUCAGGUAACACACCACCGAAUUAUAUAUUUGAAAAACGAAUCUCGACGUGCGAUAUGUCGAAUAGUAUGUUUUUAAGGUCGCUGAAUACGAAUAUGAACUUAUUUUUUGGGUACAACCCCUCCAAGCCCUCCUGUGCCCCAAUAAGGGGGUCAAAAUUUUGAAAAAUCGUGAAAAGUCGAGUGAUACAUCGAAUGAUAUUUUUUCGAAGUUGCUGAGUACGAUUAUGAACUGUUUUCUGCUUACGAUUCCUCAAAACCCCCUUACGCUCCCCUAAAUAGGAUAAAAUCUCACCCAUCAAUAAGUCAAGAGAUAUAAAAACAACAAUCAUUUGUGCAUUGAGUAUAUGAAUACGCCGUCACAGAUCUUCCACAUGGAUUAGAGUUGCAGCAUGACGUGCCUUUACAAUUCUCGCACGUAUCCGAGCACUUCAAACCUAUAAACAGAAUGAAACGAUGACGAUUAUAGUGAGUCAAUUUUUUUUUAGACUUCCUUCAAAAUGUAGAUGUUUUCAUCACCUAAUUUAAUUCAUUGAUAAAUCAGUCACCAUUUGCAAGGUUUCCUGGUUGAAGUCGGCAUCAGCGAAUAUGAUUUUGGCUAAAGCUUCUUGCAUUAAAAAAUGAGCUCGAAUGGCGCGAGCAUAUGCAUGCCCAGUUGAAAUUUUCUCGAUGGAGUUGGGGGUAUAAAUUAACAUCAAUGCAUCGCUGAGACCACUGCCGGACAUGAAAUUUCCUACACAGCCCAAAAACGACAUCAGUGUAUGAAAUCCUCCGAGUCGAAUGACGAUAUCUUUCAAAUCGAGGCUGUGAACGAUGUCCAAAGCUUUAAUAUACAGUGGUUGGUCAAAAGUAACAAACGUCGUUUUCUGACCUAAUUUGGAGCUUUUUUGUUUUGCAAGCUGCAAUGACCUGUAUAUAGAAUCGUAAUUUGUUGGAGGCAGGUCAAUAAAUGGUUGAAAUAUAAUAUGAGAUGUUUCGUACGAUCGAUCAGCAUUGAUGCUCUGCAUAAAACCAUUCCAGCCGCCGACUGACAGUCCCAAACAUUUACCAGCAAACCACAAAGCAUCAUGUGGUGUCAAUAUUUCAGCUUCACGUUCGUUCGGUAAGAUUUCAUCUAUAUUGCACAUUUUGAUUGUGUGUAAACCAGUACCAUUAUUCGGACGAUGGAAAGUAAGAGUUGAAAUUCUUCCAAAUUCGGCCAGAGUCUCUUUAGAAGGUAAGAACUGUUUUCAACGAUCUUGAAAAUAUAAUAUUCGAUAUAUAUUACACUAUUUCUGGCCACUUUUAAAAAUAUUAUCCUAUUUAGAGGAGUGUAAGGGGGGUUUUGAGGAAUCGUAAGCAGAAAAACAGUUCAUAAUCGUACUCAGCAACUUCGAAAAAAUCAGUCGACUUUUUGCGAUUCUUCAAAAUGUUGACCCCCUUUUUGGGGCACAGGAGGGCUUGGAGGGGUUGUACCCAAAAAAUAAGUUCAUAUUCGUACUCAGCGACCUUGAAAACGUACCAUUCGAUGUAUCACUCGACUUUUCACGAUUUUUUAAAAUUUGGCCCCCCCCCCCCUUUGAGGCCCAGUGGGGCUUGUAGGGGUUGUACCCAAAAAAAAUAAGUUCAUAUUCGUACUCAGCGACCUCGAAAACGUAUCACGCGACUUUUCACGAUUUUUCAAAAUUGUGACCCCCUUUUUGGGGCCCAGAGGGGCUUGGAGGGGUUGUAUGCAGGAAAUAAGUUCAUAUUCGUAUUCAACGACCUUAAAAACAUACUAUUCGACAUAUCGCACGUCGAGAUUCGUUUUUCAAAUAUAUAAUUCGGUGGUGUGUUACCUGAAAAAUCAAGCAACCCCCACGAGCCCCCGGGGUGGGUUGAAGACAAACCAAUGGCAGUUUGAUUAUUAGUUGGGUGAUCAGACCUUGUAAAAAAAAUUUGAGCGAAAACGAAUGAUAUUAAGUGGUAACUUUGAUCAAUUUAUUGGACUGACGAUUUUUGAAACACCUACUCUUCCACCCCUUUUUUUAGGCAUCCCCCUUGAGGGAUGGGUAUCGAGAGUAGUAUAAUUUUUGUCAUGGUAGUUUUUCUCUUGAACCUAAUAUUUACGGAGUAAAACACAAAAAACGUGAAUCGCAACCGGUUUUAGCCCCCUAAAAAAAUUAGCUCCAGGGGUAGGAGGUUCGGGGUUUUUUUUUGGUAGUUCAGGGGGUCCAUCUGAACACAUUCCCGAAGAAAAAAUUUAUGUGCCAAUUUUUUCCUUUUCAAAACCGCUAUUUGCCUGCUCUAUAUUAAUGAAAAAUAUUUUUUCCUUCAUUUUUGUUGUACCUUUUUAAUCAAAAUGCGAAUCGUUUGCACAUUUUAUUUAUACGUACCUAUUUAUUGUAUUUUUUUUUCAUUUUGCCCUUCUUAUUAAUAUCGUUAUAAUUACGCUAACAUCGAGCAUGCUGGCGGCAAGUAAACAAUAGUUGAUGUCCAAUUAAAAGCGAUCACCUUUUGUUUAAACUUUAAUGAUACCUACCUAUUUUAGCUUUAUUAAAUAUAAUUUUUUUCAUUUCUUUUUUGAA